UGAUGAGGUACCUACUUCGUGUCAACAAUGGACAAUUUUUUGUUCAAAAUUCAAAUUUCAAUUAAGUUUUUUCAAAGUUGAACGAAUCAUAAUCGUUAAUGAUUUAUAUUUUUUUAUUUGAUUGCAUGAUGGUUAUGCGUCAUGUAAAAUACAUAAUUUUUCGUACGAAUUAAAUCGUAAAGGGAUUAAGACGAAAACAUUAUGUAUACAUUAUUUCACGGAUUUUACAAGUAUAUGACACAGAAAGAUGAAUUUUGGGUUCUCAUACUCGGUUUAGACAAUGCUGGUAAAACGACAUAUUUAGAAUGUUCAAAAACAAAAUUCAAGAAAAACUACAAGGGUAUCAACCCUAGUAAAAUAACAACGACCGUUGGCUUGAACAUUGGCAACAUUGAUAUAAACAGAGUGAGCUUGAAUUUUUGGGAUUUAGGUGGUCAGACAGAACUACAGUCGCUUUGGGACAAAUAUUAUGCCGAAUGCCAUGCAAUUAUAUAUAUUGUGGAUUCAUCUGAUCGAGAGCGCAUGGAUGAAUCAAAGAAAACAUUUGAAAAGAUGAUUUGCAAUGAAAACUUAAGUGGCAUUCCACUUUUAAUAUUAGCAAACAAACAAGAUAUACCUGACUGUAUGGGUGUCCGAGAAGUAAAACCAAUUUUUAAUCAGAAUGCUCAUUUGAUUGGAAGAAGAGAUUUUAUGGUUAUGCCAAUAUCUGCAUUAACUGGCGAUGGCAUUGAUGAAGGAAUUCAAUGGUUAGUUCAAUCAAUUCAAAGAAAUAUAGAAGUGCGGCCACCAAAGAAUGCUGAAGAUUAUUAAACCUGUGAUUAAAAUAUUUAAACUAUAAAUCUUAA
Messenger RNA from Melanaphis sacchari, 845 nucleotides. Its product is annotated as ADP-ribosylation factor-related protein 1-like. Bases 202 to 810 code for a protein of 202 amino acids. The transcript is spliced from 6 exons. Gene Ontology annotation, biological process: intracellular protein transport; protein localization to organelle; Golgi to plasma membrane protein transport. Gene Ontology annotation, cellular component: Golgi apparatus. Gene Ontology annotation, molecular function: GTPase activity; GTP binding. The record is from RefSeq and is a predicted model, not a curated record. Lineage: Eukaryota; Metazoa; Arthropoda; Insecta; Hemiptera; Aphididae.